Prunus armeniaca (apricot) is the source of this 324-nucleotide messenger RNA. The record is from the annotation of a GenBank genome assembly. Lineage: Eukaryota; Viridiplantae; Streptophyta; Magnoliopsida; Rosales; Rosaceae.
AUGAAUCACCUCUUAUUUCAAAGAAGUGGUUCACUAGAAGCUCCUUGCAGCCUUGUGGAGGACAAAUCACAGCAGCGCUUCACUUGGGCAUUUCAUCGAACAGCUUCCGUGCAUGAGCAGAGGUGCAACUUCAGCAACUUCUAUGGAGUUUUCCCGCAACCGGAGGCAGCAGCUCUAGCUGAACUUGCUUGUGGCCUUGCCCAGGUUGCUGGAGCCCACUGUUUGCCCAGGCUGGAACUCUUGCGCUGGAGUUGCCUUUGGUUGCUUGGGCCCCCUCUUGUCAGGGCUCCCCCUCAACGGUGGAAGUGCUCUAAGAGUAGAUAA